AUGAGCUCGCCCCAUUUCGGUGUCCCGCCAGUUGCAGUCCGUGAGGAGUCGGCCGGCAUGGAACCUGAGGAGGAGGGUUUCGUGGAGGCGGUAGAGGCGGCCGAGGCGGUGGCGGACGCGGCGGCGGUGGUGGACGCGGAAGAGGAGGUGGUGCGGGGGGAUUCAAGAGUUCCCGAGGAGGAGGCCGGGGUGGGGGUCGCGGAGGGAGUCGUGGAGGUGGUCGUGGAGGGAGUGGAGGAGCAUCUAAGGUGGUGGUUGUACCGCAUCGGUUUGAAGGAGUUUUUAUGUCCAAAGGGAAGGCAGAUUCGUUAG
This is a messenger RNA of Eimeria maxima, 312 nucleotides long. RefSeq lists its product as hypothetical. The record is from RefSeq and is a predicted model, not a curated record. NCBI's taxonomy places the organism in Eukaryota, Apicomplexa, Conoidasida, Eucoccidiorida, Eimeriidae. The transcript is spliced from 3 exons. The coding region runs from base 1 to 312 and encodes 103 amino acids.